This is a messenger RNA of Tribolium castaneum (red flour beetle), 1495 nucleotides long. RefSeq names its product Phosphatidylinositol glycan anchor biosynthesis class M (gene PIG-M). Gene Ontology annotation, biological process: GPI anchor biosynthetic process. The record is from RefSeq and is a predicted model, not a curated record. The transcript has a single exon. Gene Ontology annotation, cellular component: glycosylphosphatidylinositol-mannosyltransferase I complex; membrane. NCBI's taxonomy places the organism in Eukaryota, Metazoa, Arthropoda, Insecta, Coleoptera, Tenebrionidae. Gene Ontology annotation, molecular function: GPI mannosyltransferase activity; alpha-1,4-mannosyltransferase activity. The coding region runs from base 1 to 1392 and encodes 463 amino acids.
AUGGCGUGGCGUAAAUUCGUUAGUCUAGAUUACAAAGUCCAUUUGCUUGUUUCCCUAGUUGUUAGGCUGGCUCUAGUGGCCUAUGGGGUCUACCAUGAUCAGGUCUCCUCAGUCCCUUACACGGACAUCGACUAUAAAGUCUUCACAGACGCGGCACGACACGUCCUUGACCACAAAUCGCCCUUUGAAAGACACACUUAUCGCUAUUCGCCCCUCGUGGCCUAUCUCAUGAUUCCCAACAUCACCCUCCACCCCAGCUUCGGCAAAAUCCUGUUCUGCAUUAUCGACUUAAUCGACGCCACCUUGAUCCGAAUAAUCGUCAAAACGACGCUCCACGAAUACUUCAAGUACGUGGGGGAACCCCAAAACUGUAUCACGGGGCGCAGCCGCAAGAAAACCAAAACGAAGAAAAACGACCAAACUGACACCACUGCGAAUUUAAGUCUGGUAGUCUGGCUUUACAACCCCCUAACUCUAGCCAUUGCCACUCGAGGAAAUUGUGACUCGAUCGCGGUUUUUUUCGUGUUGGCAACGCUGUAUUUGUUGCAAUGUCGCAAACAAUAUUUUGCGGCCGGAUUAAUACACGGUCUUUCGAUACAUUUCCGCCUGUACCCGAUCGUGUACAGCCUCACGUUUUACAUGUAUUUGAGCAAGUUUUCAUUUUACUCGCUGGAAGAUAGGCGCAAAAGCCACUUGAGGGAAAUCACCGGUGCGAGCGACGGCAGGGUUGCCACCCGCAAGCCGGAGAGAAAAACGAUUUUCAAGAGGAAAUAUCUGCUUUAUUUGGUCCCGAAUUGCGAUCAGAUAAGGCUCGUCCAGGGCUGUAUCUUGUCGCUUUUCUCCCUGAUUGGCAUAUUUUAUUUUCUCUACGGCUACAAGUUCGUCUACGAGACGUAUUUGUACCACUUUACUCGCAAAGACACGCGCCACAACUUCUCGCUUUACUUCUACCUCCAAUACCUCACUGCGUGGAUAAAAAAUAUCGGGAUUUGGCAAAAAGUUUUAGUUGUGUUACCACAACUUGUGCUCUUGUUAGUGUUUUCGUUCCGGUACGGUUUGAAUCGCUUUUCGUUGAAUUUCUCAGUUCUAGCCCAAACUAUAGUCAUGGUGACUUACAACAGUGUCUUAACUUCACAGUAUUUUGUGUGGAUUAUGGCGGUUUUGCCGCUGUGUCUUUGGCAAAUUCGGAUGAGUGUUAAUAAUGCUAUUUUUUUGGUUGUUGUGUGGUUUGCGGCACAAGGGGCUUGGUUGCUCCCAGCGUAUUUUCUGGAGUUUCACGGCCAAAACACCUUUCUUUUUAUUUGGAUUCAAAGUGUGUCAUUUUUCUGCGCCAACAUUGCAAUUUUAGGGAGACUUAUCAUGUUUUUUGCGCCGGUAAAGAAGGAAGUGUAAAGGAAUCGUGCUGUUUGUAGCUAAUUAGUUGUAAUGUGUAUUUGUACAGUUUAUAACAGAAUAAAAUAAACCGAAUAAAGUAGCAAGUAAAACGUAAAAAUAA